Molecule: messenger RNA, 1325 nt
Organism: Camponotus floridanus (Florida carpenter ant)
Lineage: Eukaryota; Metazoa; Arthropoda; Insecta; Hymenoptera; Formicidae
Gene: Cdk9
Product: cyclin-dependent kinase 9
Exons: 7
Coding region: 104-1249 (381 amino acids)
Biological process (GO): protein phosphorylation
Cellular component (GO): nucleus
Molecular function (GO): ATP binding; cyclin-dependent protein serine/threonine kinase activity
Source: RefSeq, a predicted model, not a curated record
UAGUUUAGAUUCCAAUCUAAACUAUAGGUUUAUAGUGACAGAAGAGAAAUUCGAGAUACAAUUAUUUAUAAUUUUCUGUGAUACUUUAUACAAUUCAACUACAAUGAAUACGAAGGAAAAAGAGAAAUACAUCGAGGAAUUUGAUUUUCCAUAUUGCGAUGAAUCUUCGAAGUAUGAAAAAGUUGCGAAAAUUGGCCAGGGAACUUUUGGGGAAGUGUUUAAAGCUAGAGACAAGAAAACAAAUAAGAAGUUUGUUGCAAUGAAGAAAGUACUAAUGGACAAUGAAAAAGAAGGGUUCCCUAUUACAGCGUUACGAGAGAUAAAAAUAUUACAAUUACUGAAACAUGAGAAUGUUGUUAAUCUUAUAGAGAUUUGCAGAACACGAGCAACUCAAUACAAUCGGUAUCGUUCUACCUUUUAUCUAAUAUUCGAUUUUUGUGAACACGACUUGGCUGGCUUGUUGUCAAAUGUAAAUGUAAAAUUUAGUUUAGGAGAGAUAAAAAAAGUUAUGCAACAGUUAUUAAAUGGUCUUUAUUACAUACAUAGUAAUAAGAUUUUACAUAGGGAUAUGAAAGCUGCUAAUGUUCUAAUAACAAAAAAUGGUGUUCUAAAAUUAGCUGAUUUUGGUUUGGCACGAGCAUUUAGUGCAAAAAAUGGCCAUUCGAAUCGUUAUACAAACCGAGUUGUUACUCUUUGGUACCGACCGCCUGAACUUCUACUCGGUGAUAGGAAUUAUGGACCUCCUGUAGAUUUGUGGGGUGCUGGUUGUAUAAUGGCAGAAAUGUGGACAAGGUCUCCUAUAAUGCAAGGUAAUACUGAGCAGCAACAGCUUAUAUUGAUCUCGCAAUUAUGUGGUUCAAUAACGACUGAAGUUUGGCCUGGAGUUGAAAACCUAGAUUUGUUUAAUAAGAUGGAUCUUCCUAAAGGACAAAAACGAAAGGUGAAGGAUAGAUUAAAGCCAUAUCUGAAAGAUCCUUACGCUUGCGACUUGUUGGACAAACUUUUAAUUCUUGAUCCUAGUAAAAGAUGUGAUUCUGACUCGGCGCUCAAUCAUGAUUUUUUCUGGACUGAUCCAAUGCCGUGUGAUCUCAGCAAAAUGUUGGCACAACACACUCAGAGUAUGUUUGAAUAUCUGGCACCGCCAAGACGACCUGGUCAUAUGCGUCAUCCGCACCAUCAAGUACCUGGAGGACCAACUAAGCCUAGUUCUAGUAUGGCUGAAAGUGGAUACCAAGAUCGCGUUUUUUAGUGCAUUUUAUUCCAAUAUAUAUGUAAUGUAAUAUAUAUUUUAUAUAUGUACACGUAUAUAAAUUUUAUACCAGAUU